Messenger RNA from Drosophila ananassae, 7496 nucleotides. It is a transcript of the gene Cirl, whose product is annotated as latrophilin Cirl. Lineage: Eukaryota; Metazoa; Arthropoda; Insecta; Diptera; Drosophilidae. The transcript is spliced from 12 exons. Gene Ontology annotation, cellular component: membrane. Gene Ontology annotation, molecular function: carbohydrate binding; G protein-coupled receptor activity. The coding region runs from base 1266 to 6203 and encodes 1645 amino acids. Gene Ontology annotation, biological process: adenylate cyclase-activating G protein-coupled receptor signaling pathway; cell surface receptor signaling pathway. The record is from RefSeq and is a predicted model, not a curated record.
CAGACAUUCAAGUAUACAGAAUUUUUCUAAAAGAAAGUUGAUUGUGAACCCGAGCUCUCGAACGUGAAGGAACGUCCCAACCGAAGUGGAAAUAAAUAAAUUAUUUUAUUGAAUUAAAUGUGAAAUAAUUGAAAAUAAAUAACAGAAAGUAGUGCCUGAAACAGUGACACAUGUGGGCUGAAAAAAGUAGUUGACAAAGCCUGGUUUUCCGAAGACCUUUCCAAUUGAACCCAAUACGUCAGCAAUUGCCAUCGUUUUUAGACUUAAAAAAGUGAUUAAAUUAAACUAAAAACUCUUCAAAACAUAGCAACAAGUUCAAACUUGAGCAAUAUGCAAGAAUUUCAACAUAAAUCGAGGAGUUUUCGAAAGAAAUCGAACCUAGACGGGGGAGUCAUGGAGAACAAAGAAAGCCAUCGGAAAUGGGGCUCCUCGGGGCAAGUUGCAGCAGCAGCAGCAGAAAAAACUUGAUGGAGCGCAGCUGCAGCAACUUUUCUCUAUAUGUACUUUCGACGAGACAUACAUAUAUGUCCAUAUGUAUAGCCAUAUCGGGUGUACAAAGAAAACGAGUCUUUGUUCUGCUGACAAAUCGAUGGAAAAUGCAACAACCACAUCGGAAAAAAGAAGGAGUCUUCGUGAGGGUUCUUCCCAUCCAGACUUUUCGGGGAAGGCGAAGAAUGAGUUCCAUUGACAUUUCUGGAAGCUAAAAGGAUCCAACCCAAACCGAUUUAAGGAGAAAUGCAGAUAUCUAGGACUGGCAGGACUUGGUAUUUAUGACUACUAUUCUACUUGCUACAAAGCAUCCAUCGCUAACGACCCACCAAUUGCACAAAACCAACCACCAACCAUAUACUAAGUAUAUCCCAGGCUGUGUAAAAGCGUAUCAUGCCACCGACCAUAUUGUUUAUAAAUCCUAUGUGCAUAUAUCGUUAGAGUGUAAGUGUCUUUCCAGGUCAACCAUCAUCACCAAAACCAAACCAAACCAAACUACAACAUCAGCGCCUCGCCCACUAAUCAUUUCUUUCUCUAUUAUAUAUGCCAUAUAUAUACCAUAUCCCGAUAAACCCUGCCCUCCUCCCGAUCCUCCUUACUGACGUACUGUUUGCCUUGCAGUUUCCAAGUACCAGACGGCCUACGCCUGCGAAGGUAAGAAACUGACCAUUGAGUGCGAUCCCGGGGACGUGAUCAACCUGAUCCGAGCCAACUAUGGCCGUUUCUCGAUCACCAUCUGCAAUGAUCAUGGCAAUGUGGAGUGGAGCGUCAAUUGCAUGUUUCCCAAGUCGCUCACAGUACUGAAUUCAAGAUGUGCCCACAAGCAGAGCUGCAGUGUGCUAGCUGCCACAAGCAUGUUCGGAGAUCCCUGCCCCGGCACCCACAAGUAUCUGGAGGCUCACUAUCAGUGCAUCAGUGCUGCCCAGACCUCGACCACCACCAACAGGCCCAGUCCACCGCCCUGGGUGCUGAACAACGGCCCACCGAUCUUUGGCAAUGGCAGUGGGCUGAUCCACCCACCUGGCUCGCCAGGAGCUGCACCACCUCCACCCCGAUUGCCCACUCUGCCCGGCGUGGUGGGCAUUAGUGGCAACGGGGGACUGUUUAACGUCCCUCCACCCCACACCGUCACGCACUCGACGCCCUCGAGCAGCACUGUGCCGGGGAGAAUGAAGGGCGUGGCAACGUCCACGACAACCACCAAAAACCCCGCUGGUCGACACGAUGGCCUGCCACCUCCACCACAACUGCAUCACCACCACACACACCAUGGCGAGGAGGCAGCCCCUCCCACCAAGCCGAGCAGCAAGCUCCCAUCUGCCGGGAAUGCCACGGCACCGUCAAACACCCGCAUCCUGACGGGCGUCGGCGGCUCCGGUACCGAUGACGGCACCUUGUUGACCACCAAGAGUUCCCCCAACCGACCGCCGGUGACGGCCAGCAAUGGAUCUCCAGCAUCCGGCAAUAACAGCGUGGUGCGAACCAUUAACAACAUCAACAUGAACGCGGCUGGAAUGUCUGGAGCCGAUGACGAGAGCAAGCUCUUCUGUGGCCCCACCCAUGCCAGAAAUCUCUUCUGGAACAUGACACGGGUGGGCGAUGUAAAUGUCCAGCCCUGUCCGGGCGGAGCAGCCGGCAUAGCCAAGUGGCGAUGCGUGCUGAUGAAGCGACUCCCAGACUCUGGCUACGACGAGUAUGAUGAUGAUCCCAGCUCCACCACGCCCGCUCCCAGUGGCGGCGACUGUCUGCACAACAGUAGCAGCUGCGAUCCGCCGGUGAGCAUGGCCCACAAGGUAAACCAGCGGUUGCGAAACUUCGAACCCACUUGGCAUCCCAUGACGCCCGAUUUGACGCAGUGCCGCAGCCUGUGGCUGAACAACCUGGAGUUGCGGGUUAAUCAGCGAGAUUCUUCGCUCAUCUCGAUCGCCAACGACAUGUCGGAGGUGACUAGCAGCAAGACGCUCUACGGAGGCGACAUGUUGGUGACCACGAAGAUCAUUCAAACGGUGUCCGAGAAGAUGCUCCACGACAAAGAGACCUUCCCCGAUCAGAGACAGCGCGAGGCUAUGAUUAUGGAGCUACUGCACUGUGUGGUGAAGACGGGUUCGAAUUUGCUGGACGAGAGUCAGCUGUCCUCCUGGCUCGACCUGAAUCCGGAGGACCAAAUGCGAGUGGCCACAUCCCUGCUCACAGGACUAGAGUACAAUGCCUUCCUCUUGGCGGACACCAUUAUUAGGGAGCGCAGUGUGGUGCAGAAAGUCAAAAAUAUAUUGCUCUCGGUGCGAGUCCUGGAGACAAAGACUAUUCCGCCCAGCGUCAUAUUCCCAGAUUCGGAUCAGUGGCCUUUGAGCUCCGAUCGUAUAGAGCUGCCCCGUGCCGCUCUCUUGGACAACAGUGAGGGUGGUCUGGUGCGGAUUGUGUUCGCAGCAUUCGAUCGCUUGGAAUCCAUUCUCAAGCCCAGCUAUGACCACUUUGAUCUCAAGAGUUCUCGCAGCUAUGUUCGCAAUACAGCAAUCCUGGCCAAUGAUAGCAGUGAUUCCAACACCGGGGAGAUCCAACAGCGCAUACGCAUACUCAACAGCAAGGUGAUCUCGGCCAGCUUGGGCAAGGGAAGGCACAUCCAGCUGUCGCAGCCCAUCACUCUAACGCUCAAACACUUGAAAACCGAGAAUGUGACGAAUCCUACUUGUGUUUUCUGGAACUACAUCGACCACGCCUGGUCUGCCAAUGGCUGUAGUCUGGAGUCCACCAACCGCACGCACAGUGUUUGCAGCUGUAAUCAUUUGACCAACUUUGCCAUUCUCAUGGACGUGGUGGACGAACACCAGCACUCGCUCUUCACCAUGUUUGAUGGGAACAUGCGGGUCUUCAUCUACAUCAGCAUCGCCAUCUGUGUGGUGUUCAUCGUCAUCGCCCUGCUGACACUAAAGCUGUUCAACGGGGUCUUCGUCAAGUCGGCUCGCACCACGAUCUAUACCAGCAUCUAUGUCUGCCUUCUGGCCAUCGAGCUGCUAUUCCUACUGGGCAUUGAACAGACCGAAACAAGCAUUUUCUGUGGUUUCAUAACCGUUUUCCUCCACUGUGCCAUCCUAUCCGGCGCCGCCUGGUUCUGCUACGAAGCCUUCCAUUCGUACUACACUCUCACCUCGGACGAGCUCCUGGUGGAGGUGGACCAGACCCCCAAGGUCAACUGGUACUACCUGCUGUCCUACGGCCUCUCUGUGUCGGUAGUGGCUAUCUCUGUUGCCAUCAAUCCCAGCACCUACACCCAGAACGACUAUUGUGUCCUCAUGGAGGCGAAUAUCCUGUUUUAUGCCACAUUCGUGGCACCGGUUCUCAUUUUCUUUGUGGCUGCCAUUGGUUACACUUUCCUGUCUUGGAUCAUCAUGUGCCGCAAGAGCUGCACUGGCCUUAAAACCAAGGAGCACACUCGCCUCGCUAGUGUUCGCUUUGACAUUCGCUGCUCCUUCGUAUUCCUCUUGCUCCUAAGCGCUGUUUGGUGCUCCGCCUACUUCUACUUGCGAGGCGCCAAAACGGACGAGGACACCACCACCAUCUAUGGCUACUGUUUCAUCUGCUUCAACACGCUGCUGGGUCUCUACAUCUUUGUAUUCCACUGCAUCCAGAACGAAAAGAUUCGAAGGGAGUAUCGCAAGUAUGUGCGUCAGCAUGCUUGGCUACCGAAAUGCCUGCGGUGCUCCAAGACCUCUAUUUCUUCGGGAAUUGUGGCGGGCGGCGGGCCCGCUGCUGGUACUCUCUGCAGCGUAAACACCUCCAAGAAGCCUAAGCUGCCGCUGGGAGUUAGCGAGGAAGUCCAUGGCGAGCAGCAACAGCACCAACAGGCGAUGGGUGUGCCAGCUCCCGAGGAUGCCAUCAUGGGAGCCACUUCUGAUUGCGAACUAAACGAAGCCCAGCAGAGGAGAACUCUGAAGAGCGGCUUGAUGACGGGCACUUUGCAGACACCCCAGCAGCCGCUGGCUGGGCAUGUGGUUCUUGAGAGGGGCAGCACUCUGCGCUCCACUGGUCACGCCUCGCCCACCAGCUCAGCCGGCUCGACACACCUCAUCUUUGCCCACAAGCAGCAGCAACAGCAGCAGGCCCUGGGCGAGUCGUACUACCACCAGCCGGACUACUACAGCUGGAAGCAACCUCCCCAAGGAGGCCUCAAGAGUCAGAGAGAGUACUAUAACAAUGCCGGGGUGGCUGCCUCUUCGCCGCAGCAGGCGCAUGAGGUGUUCUACUGGACCCAGAAGCCCAACAGUCAGCACGGUAAGAAGAAACGCGGCGGAGCAGUCCCAGCUUCGCCUAGUGGAUCGCUCCACAGCCGCACCGCCGCCGCUUCGCAGGUGCUCUUCUAUCCAUCUUACAAGAAAACUAAGCAGGGCCAGCCAUCCGGCUAUCCACACUACGCGGAGGCCCUAGAUCCCCCACAUAGUGCUGGAGCUGCUUUCUACCAACAGCAGCAGCAGAUGCGUCGCCAACAGCAGCAGCAACAACAACAGCAGCAGCAGCAGCUCUCCUCAGACGAGGAGCAGGCUGAGCAGCAUGCUCAUCUUCUGCACUUGCAGCACCAGCAACAGCAUCAGCGACGAGUCGGUGGCCAACAACAGCUUCCCGCUCCACCGCCACACAUGGCGCACUUCCAGCAGGAGUUCAUGCAACGCCAGUUUAGAAAUAAGACUUCCAACUGUGAUCUGGCCAUGGGGGGCGAUACCUACCACAACCAAGGCAGCGAGGGCGGCGCAGAUGUCUGUCCCGUAUACGAGGAGAUCCUCAGCAAUCGCAACUCGGACGUGCAGCACUAUGAGGUGGGUGACUUCGACGUGGACGAGGUGUACAACAACAGUGUCGGCACCGGCGUAUUCAACAGUAUGCGAGCAGCUAUUACCGCUGGUGGCAGUCGCUACGGCGGCGGUAGCCUAAGUGGCGGCAGUGUCUCAUCACGGAGCCAACAGCAGCAGCUGCAGAAACAACAGAAGCAGCAGCAGCAACAACAACAGAGAUCGGCACGCCGCUGCACAGCCGAUGAUGACGACGACGAUGAUGAGGAGGAGGAUGAUGAGGCUACGGCCGCGGAGCAACUGCACGACAGCGUCUGUGAUGAUGAUGAUGAGGAGGAGGAUAGCGAUCUGGAUGACGACGCGCACAAACUGCCACCCCAAAGCGACGAGCGAAUGCGCCGUCUGAUGGCGAUGCAGGAUGAGGACUUUAAGCGGCGGUUUCAACGUCAGCAACGCAAGAAUGGCGCGUCCAUUGAUUAUGGAGCCUUGCCUCCGGGAGUAGCGCCAGGAGCUGGAUCAGCAGGUCCGCACCCCGACCACAAUCGUGCGGUUUUUGGGGUUAGCGGCGGCGUUGGUGAGGGCUCCAUGCGUGGCGCGUACCGGCAGCAGCAGCAGCAGCAACAACAACAGCUAAACGCCAAGUCGCCAAGUGCCCGCUUGGCGGUGAAUGAGCUAUUUGGUCAUGGUAAUGCCGGGCCACCGCUGCCGCCGGCAAAUCAAACGCCUGCGCAAAAGCGUCAGCAGCUACAGAAACUGUCACCACAGUCCACCACAUCAUCGUCGUCGCAUACAUCGCACAGCAACCUGCAACCACAUCCCCAUCCUCUAACCCAUCAGCAUCCGCAUCCUCCGCAACACCAGCAGCGCCAUUUGUCGGCCAUGCUGGAUGAGAAUAAUACGGUACGCUGCUAUCUGGAGCCGUUGGCAAAGUGAAGGAGCUGCUACCAGAUACCAGAGGUCGGUUCGGGUCACCGGUUACCGGUUAAUUAAUUACCCCCGGAACAGUCUUAGGCAAAAAUUGUAGCUUAGGGUCUAUAGCUAUACCUAGAAUUAGUCGUUAGUCGAAAUAUGGAGCAUUGUGUGAAACAACGUGCUGUCAUGCUAUACGUGCAGUGAUUCGAGAAUCCCAAAACUUUAUGAAUGUAUAUGUAAUAAUUGAACCUAGACCAUAGGGCCCACACGAAGAACAGACAGGACGAAGAACAGGAGCAGUGCAAGCUUAACCAAAACACGAGAAAAAGGAUAUAUAGAGAGAGAGGUCCUUCGACUUGCAUGCAUUUUAUACCGACUUUGAAAUCGAUAUUAAUAUAAAUGUAUGUACCAUAUAUGUAUAAUGUAUUGUAAUACAUGUCACCACAUGCCAUUUUUAAAUACUUAAAUAAUAAUUUAAACGAAAAAGAACAAAAUCAAGAAUAUAUAUAUAUAUAUAUGAGUGUAUAUGUAUAAGAUCUGAACUGUAUGUACAUGAUAUAUAGAAUGCAGGCGAAUUAUGUUUUAUGUAUUUUGUAAGGUAUUCGAUUGUUUUUGAUUUUCGCUGAUUAUGCUCGUAAGAUAUAUAUAUAUAUAUAUAGACACAGGCUUAAGAUUUGUUUCGUGUUUCAUAAACCAAAAAAAAUAAUAAUGAAGAAAAGAAAAUCCCCAUGUUUUUUUGCUAUCCAACUGCCGAUUUACACUUCUAAACCCAAAAAAUAGUCCUUCCAAUUAUAGAAACAUGAUUCCGAAGGAAUUGUAAUGCCAUUUAUGUCUAAUUUAUUUCUAAUUUUCAAAGACGACCAGAACGAAGCAUUUGAAGUGUACAUUUUCAUCAAUAUAGAUGCUUUAAGCACGCAAAUUAGGGGCAUUUAUUUUAUAUAUAAUUUUUAUGAAAGGACGAUCGCUUAGAAUGCUUUAUUAUUUAUAACGAGAUGUAAUGAAUGAAAUUAAAUAAAUUGAAUGCUAUGUAAAUGUCUUGGAAAUUGCAUUGCAGGCAGGCACCAAACCAAACUGAACACUGAACACUGGAUAGAUCAGAAUACAGAAAUACCUAUUAUAGCAAAGAAAGAUUUCAACAAAACCUCACUUGUUAACUAGGAACUAACUUGUAAACUCUUUGAAAACUAGCCGGCUAACUUCACAAACCUACCUACUACCUACUAUCUCCCUGAAUGGCAUUCCUUCUAGAAUUUCACGCAUGUGUACAAAAAACCAAAUAAAAUAAAGUGCAAAACCGAAUGAUUACCAAUACUA